AUGUCUCCGGCGCGGAAUCCUACGAGCUGGGAUGACUACCAAGGGGGAGCUUCGCCUCGGGGAAGCGUGACCGACAGCAUGCUUGAGCGCGAACAAGCUCUUGUGGACGACGAAGGCGACGAAACUGGCGACCAUGAAAAUGGUGAAGGAUUUUCGAGGCCGCGAAGGCGGUCUUCCGUCACGUACCAGUUGGCAGCAAUCGCAGACAUUGGUGGUGUAAACAGUUUCCGAUCUUUCGCCCGGAGUUGGCAGCGAGCAGCAGGAUUUCCUGAGGUUAUUCCUCGCCGACCGAGCUUUGUUCUUGCGCCAGAGCAAGAUACAGAAGACCUUCAGUAUGGUCGCAGCCAUGUCCAAGGAUCGUCGCAACAACAAUCGGGUCUUUUGCGCCAACAUCUUGAUGCCUCGUCUUCGCAUGCGAACGGCGAGCCAAGCUCAGCCAUUGAGUCCUCACCGAGGUCAAUGAGGAUCCCACAUCGUGAUGGCGAGACGAAGCCUCUACUUGAUGUCGAAGCUGGCUCAUCCCCUGUUGGGUCACCCCGAUCAAGUAUCUUCGCCGUCCCGCCUCACCUUGCAGCUCCCGAUAUUGUUGGAAGCUAUGGUUCGUUCCGAGACUCUUCUCCUUUUGGAACAAUGGACAGGAGCUCGCGCCAUCGCAUUUCGUUCAGUGAGGGCAGCGGCUGGGGUGUAGCUGAUGAAGAAGAAGAAGAGGGCGAGGGUGCAGCUCAUGGCGAACACCAGCCCAUCCUGGUCAAAGAGGUUAAGCAGGGCAAUAAGGUUGUACUUGCUGUUGAAGGCCAGAGCACUCUUCCUCAGUCCGUCUUCAACUCGAUCAAUGCCCUAAUCGGUGUCGGGUUACUCAGUCUCCCACUGGCCCUGCAGAUGACAGGUUGGAUCCCCGGCCUGUUUCUUCUCACUCUGACAGCGGCUGUUACGUCGUACACCGGCAAGCUGCUGGCCAAGUGCAUGGAUUUUGACCCCAGUCUCAUUACGUAUUCCGACCUGGCGUACAUCUCGUUUGGAACCCGAGCGCGGGUCAUUGUUUCUGCCCUUUUCAGUCUUGAGUUGAUAGCAGCCUGUGUCGCUUUGGUGAUCCUCUUUGCCGACUCGCUCAGUCUGUUACUUCCGGGUCUUGCGAGCGUCAACACAUGGAAGGUUGUAGCUUCUGUCAUGGUUCUGGUCCUGAAUGCGUUGCCUUUGCGCCUCUUGAGUUACACAAGCGUUGUUGGUAUUUUCUCGACCUUCUGCAUUGUCGUGAUUGUCAUUAUUGAUGGCCUGUACAAACCUCACUAUCCUGGUUCACUGCGAGAGCCAGCAACAACCUAUCUAUUCCCCGAGAAUUGGCUUGCUGUGCCUCUUGCCUACGGUCUCCUCGCAAGCCCUUGGGGUGCGCACUCUGUUUUUCCAUCCAUCUAUCGUGACAUGCGUCACCCUUACAAAUGGGGCAAGGCCGUUAAUGUUACCUUUUCCUUCUCUUACAUCGUGGAUACAUGCCUGGCUGUCAUUGGUCUCCUAAUGUUUGGUGAUGGUAUCAAGGACGCCAUCACCUCCAACAUUCUCAAAUCAAAGGGCUAUCCUGACGCUCUGAAGAUCAUCAUGUCAAUCUUCAUUGCUAUCAUUCCUUUGACAAAGAUCCCUCUCAACGCUCGCCCCAUCAUCACGACUUUGGACGUCAUCUGUGGAGUUCACGAUCAACACCAUCACCAUCAUGACCAGCCUCACAGCCAGCCUACUCGUUCCUCAGUUCUGGUCACAAAGUCAGUACGAGGCCUCGUGCGCGUUUUCGUCGUCAUUCUUCUCUUGUUCAUCUCUAUUGUCUUCCCGGCAUUCGACUCUGUGUGUGCGUUCCUCGGUGCGGCCCUUUGCACACUCAUUUCUAUCAUUCUGCCCAUCUCAUUCUACUUGAAAUUGUACUGGCAGGAUGUGACAGUGCGCGAAAGGAUUGUUUCUGCUAUUCUACUGGUUGUGUUUGCCAUCCUUGGCACGUUGGGAACAAUCUGGACAUUCUUGCCCAAGCAUCUCAUUGGCGCUGACUAG
Fusarium tjaetaba is the source of this 2034-nucleotide messenger RNA. Its product is annotated as vacuolar amino acid transporter 1. The transcript has 5 exons. The record is from RefSeq and is a predicted model, not a curated record. Bases 1 to 2034 code for a protein of 677 amino acids. Gene Ontology annotation, molecular function: amino acid transmembrane transporter activity. Gene Ontology annotation, biological process: amino acid transmembrane transport. Gene Ontology annotation, cellular component: vacuolar membrane. NCBI's taxonomy places the organism in Eukaryota, Fungi, Ascomycota, Sordariomycetes, Hypocreales, Nectriaceae.